AACAAUAAAAAAAACUCUUAAAAAUGAAAUUCCUCAUCUGCUUGGCUCUUCUCUUCGCCGUCGCCCAGGCUAACCCUGGUAUUGUGGCACCUUUGACCUACUCGGCUGUGCCCACCGUAGCCACCUAUGCUGCAUCCCCAUAUGCCUACAGCGCUUACGCCGCACCUGCCGUUGCCACCUACUCACACGCCGCUUACUCCGCCCCAGCUGUGGCCACCUACUCACACAUUGCUGCGCCAGCUGUUUACAGCGCUCCGGUGGCCCGUGUUGCCGCUGUGGCUCCCGUUGCACGUGUAGCUGCGGUUGCUCCAGUCGCCUACUCCGCUCCAGUCAUUUCCACACUUCUAAAGAAAUAA
Bactrocera tryoni is the source of this 356-nucleotide messenger RNA. Its product is annotated as larval/pupal cuticle protein H1C-like. The transcript is spliced from 2 exons. Lineage: Eukaryota; Metazoa; Arthropoda; Insecta; Diptera; Tephritidae. Bases 24 to 356 code for a protein of 110 amino acids. The record is from RefSeq and is a predicted model, not a curated record.